AUGCGAAUCAAGAGGGGCGUCAACUUCAGCACACUGACCGCAAUUACUAUUGCUGCGCCGUGGCUCGCGAGUUUCGCACGCUGCCAAGCCCUGACACUACCCGAAGCCAAGGAGGACGCACUGAGGAGGGGCCAGUUCUUCCUCAAAAGCCGAUUGGAACACGUUGACGUACAUGUAACAGCCUCUUUGUUUGCAGUCGUAGGAUGGCAGGGGUGGAAUGGAGACCGUAAAGGGAAGAAAGAUGACAAUGGGAUUGGCACAGCCAUUGACUUUUGCUUUCCAGAUGCCAAGCUUGUGCUGGGAGUGGGAGGAGCAGCCAUGCUUGGCAUUGCAACGCUUGCUGUCAAAAGAAUGUACGACCGUGCCAUAAGCGCUUCCACCAGCCCCACCAAUAUUGAGCCGACGGGAAGGAGAAGCUGGGAGGAGCCCGCCUGGAUGGGUUCGUCACCACGGGUCCUGAACCAUGACAUGAAGUCCACAGUGAGCAGGUCUCUACAGACUCUGCCCACUUCCUCCCAUGCUUUUGAACCAGACUGUAUGCGUAGGGCCGUGGGUCGAGCUGCUGUGGGAGGCUGUGGCGCCACUCAGUCAGUGCAGCGGGCCCGAAUGCGUCUGUCCCUGCAGGAACAUUUGUGGGAGUUCUCAAAUAAUGUAAACAUCCCUUCUGAGGAGCAGGCUGUGGCAAGGAGGGCAGCGUUGGACAUCUGUGCCGAACUCAGAGUGUUCCUUCAUGCCAAACUGCCUGACAUGCCUCUCAGAGAGAUGUACCUGAGUGGCAGUCUGUAUGAUGACCUGCAGGUAAGAGCGGACCACGCCCAGCUCAUGGUGCCUCUUAUCUUGGAGAAGAACCUGUGGUCGUCCAUCCCCGGGGAGGACACCAUCAUGAAUGUUCCAGGUUUCUGGCUCAUCCGCAGGGAGAAUUUGGAGUUUCCACGGAACAGCAGCUACUGGGACCGCUGCAUGGUCGGAGGUUACCUCCUCCCCUAAAUCAUGUCCCUUGAGGUCUUUGACAAGGUUGUGGCUGUCAUCAACUGGCCAGCUAUAGGGACUGUGCUCGAUUACAUAAUUCGUCCUGUGGUUCCCUCCGAAACACUGACCCUGGAGGUGCAGUACGAGACGGACCGAAACUGUACGUGACUCCUACCAUUGCUUGUGAUGGAGGACGGAACCUCGCUGAUUGCUAAACCACACCGACUUGCCGCAGAGCGGCACGAAAACCUGUGGCGGCAGAGCUUCCGCGUGCCUGAGACGGCACGACUCAGGGCCCUGGACCAGGAGGACGGAGGCUGCCGAUGCGCCUGCCUGAAGCUGGCGAAGGCCGUAUGCAAGCUCAACCCUUCCCUAAACCGGCUCAAUGCCAGCCAGCUCACCAAUGCCAUCUUGUUGCUUUGCGAAAAAGAAGGCGACUGGACCCAGGAGGCACUGGCCGACCGAUUCCUGCAGCUGCAGCGAGCACUAGUGGGACAUUUAGAGGCAGGGAGGCUGCCUUGUGCCCUCAGCCCUAAAGUUAACUUAUUCUGUGAACUGACUGAACAGGAAGUGGACGAGCUGGGGUAUACGCUCUACUGCGCCCUCUCGGAACCCGAGGAGCUGCUGAGAACUGCUGUGGCCCAGCCGCCCCAUCCCUGACGACCUCGUACAAGAACAUCACUACACAGCAACGGGGCAUCGACAUUGUUUUGUGAGCAAUGGUGACCUUGAGCCAUAAUAAGGUUCCUGGGGAGAAAAAAUAAUAAAAAACAGCAUGGACUCAUCCUUGGUCUCUUCAGUCUUAAAUGCCAUCAGUGAGAAAGUGUGUGACACACACACACACACACACACACACACACACCAUAGCAGUUACUUAGUCUUGAGAUCCGUGGGAGCCUUGACAUAAAAGCUGUGGGGUGAUCAUGCCAAUACUAUUAAUCUUUUUGAAAGUGAAGGCCCAUUGGAGCUCUUACUAAAGCCGUUGUAUUAAUGAAGUUAAGAGUAGACAUGCGGUUCGGGUUCUAAUGAAUUGGGAUGGAGGUAUGGAACGCUGCAUUGGUCGGCUCCAUAUCAAAAUGUACGCCUCCACCAUCUUUGAGCUUUUUUGAACCCGUUGGAGAUGUGUCAGGAGGACAGACGUGUUAAAUGUCGUUAACUCUGUUUUUAGCCACUGUGUCAAGGGAUGGCGUGUGACGUUGAUUGUGUGUAUGCCAACCCAAAAAAGCGAAUAAAUUGUUGAUCUGCCCAAAGAGACAAGUAAA
Molecule: messenger RNA, 2231 nt
Organism: Cyclopterus lumpus (lumpfish)
Lineage: Eukaryota; Metazoa; Chordata; Actinopteri; Perciformes; Cyclopteridae
Gene: mief1
Product: mitochondrial elongation factor 1
Biological process (GO): mitochondrion organization; positive regulation of mitochondrial fission
Cellular component (GO): mitochondrial outer membrane
Source: RefSeq, a predicted model, not a curated record